UCUCUUCGCCGCCCCACUCGGCCGGCAGGCGCCGUUAUAAUAUCCCCAGACACCUCCAAAUUCCAACCAAAUCUUCUUCCGAAUAUCCUCGAAGGAUAUCCUUCGAAUAUUUGUUGAUGCUCCGAUCCCGAGUGCCAAGUCAUAAGGCGGAUCGAUUCCUAAUGUGGAGGAGGAGGAGGGAUCGAUCGGCUCGAUGUGGAAGAUGGAGGAGCGGAGUGGGGGAUCGAACCCUAGUAGCCGGGGCGGGAAGGAGGAGGAGAGGGAGACGAGGAAGGAGAAGGGACCGGCUGACUCGUUGUGGCGGCAGAUGGAGGAGGAGGAGGAGGAGCGCCGAUCCUCGCUGCCGCCGCACAACGUGGUGAUCCUGGCCUGCGACGCCACAAGGGACCACAACGAGGUUGAGCUAAGACUCAUCGUGAGUGCCAUCCGCACGAGGGGCGGCAUCCUCUGCGGCGGCGACACCCUCCUCGUCCUCGGCGUCCUCCACACCGUCACCAACCCCAUGGGAUAUCAGACAAAAGCAUGCGCUGACUCCUUUGGUGGGACGAAUUUUUGGGCACUUGAAGAGGAGGUCUCAAAGAAGGUUGAUAAAUAUGAGAGCAUGCUUCAACAGAGUGCUGAAAUGUGUAACAAUGAAGCGGUAAUAGCAACAAAUUUGGAACAAACACCUUUACUUAUUUGUUGUAAGGUCAGCAUUAAUGUCAAAAUUACUGCCGGAACUCCAGCAAAGGUUGUUAUUCUGCAAGCGGUUGUUUCUAAUAAAGCCUCCUGGGUGAUACUUGAUAGACACCUGCGAAGGGAUUUGAAAUUCUAUAUGAAACACAUAUCUUGCAAAGUUGCAUUGAUCAGUGAUAAUCUAUCAAUUGAAGUGCCAAAGCCAUUCGUAACAAAUUCUUCAAGUAAAGGAAUAUUAGAGCAGAAGUUUUAUUCUGUCUGGAAAACCAUUCAACCCAGUUCAAACAUACAGGAGGAUAACCAGCAGGAGAAUCAAACCAAUUUGUCUUCUUUGAUGUAUUCUGCAGACUAUUAUGCACCUGUAACUGCCCAAGAUUGCUCCAAUGCCUUGAAGCCAAAGUCAAGCAUGAUAUCUUCAUCCCCUGGAAGGUCCUGGGAUUAUAGUAUAUUGGCAUCUGAUACGACUGUGUCUUCAUCUAAGCAAUCUGGGACGAGUUCCAAAGAACAUAGAAGUCUCUUUUCUGCAAAGGUCCUGGCGGGCAACAAUGAAAAUGUUUUUCAGCAUGAUUUCUUAGAAAAGCCAAUUCUUUGUGCUACUUGUGGACUACGGUCAAUGUUUUAUAUCAAAGAGUCUAUGAAGUUCCGCUUUUCAGAGAUUCAAGAUGCAACUUCUGAUUUUUCAAAAGAGAAUCUAUUGGGAGAAGGUGGAUUUGGUCUUGUAUACAAAGGCCAACUCAAAGAUGGCCAGAUUAUUGCAGCAAAAAUGCGAAAAGAAGAAAGCACCCAAGGAUAUACUGAAUUCUUUUCUGAAGUACAUGUUCUAAGUUUUGCAAGACAUAGAAAUAUUGUGAUGCUUUUGGGUUAUUGUUGCAAGGAGAAAUAUAACAUUUUGGUUUAUGAAUAUAUCUGCAACAAAUCUCUUCACUGGCAUCUGUUUAGUCAACCUGCAGAGUUACUAGAAUGGCACCAAAGAUAUGCUAUCGCUAUGGGAAUAGCCAAAGGUCUCCGUUUUCUACAUGAAGAGUGCCGUGGAGGUCCCAUUAUUCAUCGAGAUUUGCGUCCAAGAAAUAUUCUUCUUACACAUGACUUUGUUCCCAUGUGCCUAGAGCAUUGUAUGAUGAAGUCUGCUUUUAAACAGCUCGGGGACUUUGGUCUUGCUAAAUGGAAGUCCAAUAGUGAUUCAUUCCAAACGAGAGUGCUAGGCACAUCUGGGUAUAUUGCACCUGAGUAUGCUGAAUUUGGUAUUGUCUCAGUAAGGACUGAUGUUUAUGCAUUUGGAAUAAUACUGUUUCAACUGAUAUCAGGACGUGGGGUACUUGAUGAAGCGAAUGGGCAUCACCAACAUCUAUUGCAAUGGGUGGAGCCACUAGUUGAAAAUCUGGCUUUACAUGAGCUUAUCGAUCCCCGCCUUGGAGAAUCUUAUGACAUUUAUGAGCUUUACCAUUUGGCUAGAGCAGCAUUCCUUUGUGUCAGGAGAAACCCUGAGAUGCGUCCAUCCAUUGGAGAGGUUGUGCACCUUCUUGAAGCAGGCCAUGUACGAGACUUGGCACAGCAGUUUGUUCCACACUACAUCAAAUGAAUGUAUGCCUCUUCUUUGGUUUCUCAUAUGCACUGUGUAUCCUUUGGAUCAUAUACAUCACCGAGAUGCUCCUUCAAUACUUUUGUUGAACCACACGCUAUAUACAUCGAUUACAGUAAAAGAUUCAUGUACCUCCGACCUUAUUAGCCUAGCAGAAUCAUGCAUAUGUUUUGAGUUAGGUUUUAUGUGUAUCAAGUGACAUGGCAUCAUAAAGCUUUGUGUCACUUAUUAUUUUGGCACUCAUCAACUCUUACUGCUAAUCUUGUU
Molecule: messenger RNA, 2521 nt
Organism: Musa acuminata subsp. malaccensis (wild Malaysian banana)
Lineage: Eukaryota; Viridiplantae; Streptophyta; Magnoliopsida; Zingiberales; Musaceae
Source: RefSeq, a predicted model, not a curated record